AUGCCACGUCCACCUACAAAGCGCAAUCGUCUCACAUCGCGACAUGUCCAGGCUUCGCCAAAGGUAUCGCAGAAAACCAAAGAUCCUGAAACCAAGGCUACUGCCAACAAUUCAAGUCCUCUACACGGAACUGAGAAUGACAAGGGGCUGGAGGCACAGCCGGCACCUAGUGUCGACGAUAUCAAAUUCGCAAGACAAUUGAGGGGUCAGACACCCAUGAACAAUAAGCAAGAACAAGCAAUUGCGUCCUCGCCUAUGGGAGAACGUGGAGCUACGGGCAGCCGGCCACCCACGAGAGCUCGAGGCUAUUCCUCUACGCUAUCAGUUGGCAGACGAGGGGCUGAUAUGAGCUCCAAAAUACCUGGCACUCCAGUAUUCGAGAGUUCGAUAUUGAGCAAUUUUAGGAGACGACCUCGGCAAGCAAGCAUUCUCCAGAUGAUGCAAGCAGAUGACGGAUCUUCGGAUUUCGGAGACCUUGACGACGAUGAUUUUCUUGGUGGACUGAGCCCAGAGGAUGAGUCGACUCCUCUUAAUGUUUCCAGAGGAAAAUCCCUCGUUAUUAGACAUCCCUCUUCCUCGCCUCUUUCAGACUGUUCGCACCCGUCCAAUGGAGGAUCGCGAAAGCGCAAGCGCACCGGGGAGGAGCUUCAAGUUCCCCAGUCACCUUUGGCUGUUGUGGAAUACUCACCUGCUGGCUCAAUAAGCCCGGAGCGUGGAGAUGAAGAGCACGGCGUCCCUCGCGAGAUUUUACAUCACUUGGCAGACGAGGAAGGGCUGGAUCGGACGGUGGCACCACCAUUGAGCAGCAGCUCAAUGUCAAGUCCCCAGAGUAGCCACUUAACGGUGAUAGCCGCUAAAUCACCCACAGACUCACUAAAGCAUACGAAGGACCAUAACACAGGAGAAUUCAGUGGAAAGCUCACUGUGUCCACAGCAAGUCUUCAAGACAGAUUGCUUCCUCGACGUCAUAAAAAUCACAGACGCAAUGGGGUACCCGGUGAUCUAAUUCUAGACGGUGAAAGCGAAGUCGACUAUUCUGUCGAUCAGGAUGAAGAUGAGUUGUCAUACUUGCCCACUAGGAAGCCAGCGCAACCACGACGGCGAAAGAACAAACCAAAGCCAUUGGAGGUUGUUCGAGCAAAGCACAGGAAGCAAGGUGCAACUAAAGCUCUGAGCGGUGAACUCAUCAGUCAAACUGAGUCAGCUGGAAUGAAGGAUACGAGGCAGAAGAGAGUUAAUGGUCCACGAAGCAACCAGACUGCUGAUGCCGACAAGGAGAACCAAGCAAUCGAGGUGUCCUCACCUCUGUCCUCACCGCUCGACACGGAUGCAUUCGAUCUAGAAUCAUCGCCGGUGCCAAUACCAGCUAAGAAUUACCUGAGCGAGGAACUCAGAUUGCAAGCCAAGAAAUUCGAAGAGAUUGACAGAUGGGAGAUGGAUUUUGAGGAUGUGGUAACAACAGGCAGUCAAACCAGCCCAUGCAGAUGA
Aspergillus fumigatus Af293 is the source of this 1488-nucleotide messenger RNA. RefSeq lists its product as uncharacterized. Lineage: Eukaryota; Fungi; Ascomycota; Eurotiomycetes; Eurotiales; Aspergillaceae. The record is from RefSeq and is a predicted model, not a curated record.